Exophiala bonariae is the source of this 516-nucleotide messenger RNA. RefSeq lists its product as uncharacterized. Gene Ontology annotation, cellular component: cytoplasm. The record is from RefSeq and is a predicted model, not a curated record. Bases 1 to 516 code for a protein of 171 amino acids. NCBI's taxonomy places the organism in Eukaryota, Fungi, Ascomycota, Eurotiomycetes, Chaetothyriales, Herpotrichiellaceae. Gene Ontology annotation, molecular function: alcohol dehydrogenase (NAD+) activity. The transcript has 4 exons.
AUGAAACGGAGUAUCAGACUAUGUCGCGGGCCCUAUAAUGUGUUCAGCGUCGACUAUUUACGCCUCCCUAAGAAUAUCUGGCCUCAAGAGUGGGCAGUGGGCAAUAUUUCCUGGUACGUUCAACUCAACCAAGACCCUGGAGAAUAUACUGAUUAUACAGGGGGUGGUGGCGGCGUAGGUAUCCAAGGUGUCCAGCUCGCCGCAGCAAUGGGUAUGAGGCCAGUUGUGGUUGAUACCGGGGACGAGCGAGAAGCUCUGUCGAAGCAAUACGGGGCAGAGUACUUUUUUGAUUUCCAGAAAGUGGAUCCCGUUAAAGCUGUGUUGGAUCUGACAGGUGAUGGGGGUCAUGGUGUAUUCGUCACCGGCGUCCAGGCCUAUCCGGUCGCUCUCCAGUACAUUGGUCAGCUCAAAUUACAACCUGAUGUUGUAGGAAGGUCCAAAUUCAAUGAAGCCAUACAGAAGCUGAGGAAUGGUCAAGUUGCCGGUCGCAUGGUUGUAGAUUUCAAUAUAGAUUAG